CCACUUUGACAGUUUUGUCAAAAGGGUAUACGAGGUUUAAUAUUCCGUAAAUGCAUUAAAUUCUGUUUAUUUUCAUAACUAUCUAUAUUAAUUCAAUCACAAGAUGUUGAAAUUCAGUGGGUUGGUUUGGAGGUUAGGAACAAGAUCCACAAUCAGAAAAUAUUCAAGUGCUGGAGCAACGUUGUACAAAACAGACAAGUCGGAGGUGAAAAGUGUCCCCGAUAAGCCGGCUAAGCCAUCUGCAGUGGAUUUGGACAAAGACACUUCUGGUAAUAGAGGUCUAGUAGCAGCAGCAUUUGCGUCACUAAACACCCCGGAGUCAGCAGAGACAAAGAGGCCGAGUCCGAAGUCGGCGAAGCUGAGUCGGCUACAGCAGCUUGACAACCAGAUCCUGAAGGCAACUGACAUCAACAGCCUACUACUUGUAGCUGAAAACCCUGUUGUAUCCCGGAGACAUGCUUUGAAGAUGGUAUCAGUAUUAUCAGAAUGGUCGAGUUCAAACAAAGUGAAGCUUGCAGAGUUCGAGAAAGACCCCCGGUUUCUGAAGCUGUGCCGUAUACUCGCUCGGACACCUACAGCACAUGCUAUGAGCUCGCUGACCAUGGCAGAAGACCUGAGCACGGUGCUGGGCAUCACAGGUGAUGAUGAGGCUGCCCGGCUCAUCAUGAACCUCUCCAUGCCGCAGAUGGUUAAGGUAAUGAAAGCCCUGCACCAGAAGGGUCGCCGCAGCACGCCGCUGCUGCGCGCGUUGUCGCACAACAUCACCAAACAGCCCGAGAUCAUCGACCUCAAGAAAUCAGCUGAUCUUCUCUUCUGUAUGUCCUCCCUCAACUUUCCUGACCCUUUGUUGCUGGACAGGAUAUGCAACGACGUAAUAGAGAGUCUACCAUCAAACCAGGAUAGGCCAGCAGUAGUGAACUCAGUCCUCAUCUCCCUGGGGCUCCUGAAGUACCGCCACGAACAGUGCCUCACAGCUCUGUGUGACUGGAUGAGGUCACAUAUGGACAUCUGUCGAGCGAGUGAUGUCGCCUCCGCCGUCGUCACCUUGGCUACACUCGACUUCACCCCGCCCGAGAGCGAUGCCUUGUUUAAGGCGGCACAGCAACUAAAAGAGGAAGAGAUGGCCAAGUCCUCAGCGUGGCUGGACCUGGUGUUCUCCCUGCUGACGUUGAACAAAGCUGAGCCGGCGCACCUCAUUUCUACGCUCAAACCGGAGUUCAUCGACAAACUGCUUUCCGCUGGAGAAAUCCCGAUCCCAUCCCGCCGCAAACUAAUGAUAAUAGACGCGUACGUGUUAGCCACCUGCGGUGCGCAGGCGCCGCGCCUGCCGGAGGACGUGUGCGUAGGAGUGCCGCUACUGCACACCAAGGAGAAGGCUCUAUACGUGCACAGCAUCAUGGACACCUUCAAGAGUCUGGUCUCCGCUGACUCCUUCUUGAAGCGGGAGUGUAACUCCAACAUGGGGUUCUUGUAUGAUGCGGAGUUUGCAGUAGAUGCCAAAUGCCACCCGGUACCCUUAGAAAAAGCCGCUAAAAGCCAAGAUGUGUUCAGGAUAGCAGUACUGGGGCUUGAUUACCACGACAUGACGCGUAAGACUGUGGUGCCGCUGGGAGUCAACCAGCUUUAUACUAGAUUACUACAACUUAAGGGUUACAAAGUACUACAGGUUCCCUACACGGAGUUCAACCCGAAGGACAAGCUGGUGACCCGGGUACAAUACAUAGAGAAGCGACUACGGGAACUGGUUGGCACACGCACGUAACAGCAUAGCAAUUAAUUUAUAUAAUGUACAAACUAAGUCGUCACAGCGUGUAGGCGGUGUGAGGUGAACGCGCACGUCGCGACGCAGGAGCCAUUUUGCGGUAAAUUUUGCGGUCUUGCGCCGCGAUUUUUUUUUUAUGGGCCGAGUAUAUUGGCUCAACUAUCUUCUUCUUUGUCUCCCUCACUGCUGAGGAUCGCGACCACAGGUUAUGGUUUUCCACUCGGUACGGCUAUAUGCUUUGUGGACCGCCCUCUGUAUGCUGCCGCCCACCAUCCUCUUCACGAUGUCAGACCAACUCGUAGGCGCCCUUCCUCGCGCACGUUUGCUAUCCAUUUGCCCAACGAUGAUCUGCUUCUCCAGACUGUGCUUCGGAGACAUAAUAUGUCCGAAAAAGCUUAGGGCACGAUUCCGGCAUAUCGAGGAGAGCCGCGUCGUGGUCUUGAGCUCUUCAACUUUAGGGCUUCUCUAUGUUUACCAUCAGGCUCAACUAUCCCUGAUGGUAAACAUAGAGAAGCCCUAAUUGCAGUAGCUACUGAAAAGCAACGCAAUGAGUCAUGCCUUGAUCACACCUACCGAGUGGACGAGCGAGACAGUGCGCUCGGCCGAGUACUCGUUGUGUAUGAACAUUACGAUGAGUGCACGGCUGAGCGCUCGGCCGAGUUAUUUGGCGAGAUAGUUACUCGACCCCUGUUCUAUUUGCUAGGCCGAGUAUCAACCCCGCGCUUUCCCGCAAUGUCUCGCGCGUCCACUCGGUAGGUGUGACCAAGCUAUCAGUUUCGAAUCAGUUGCGACUACCAUACUGGCCUACUAGGUGCUUCUUCACGCUUCGCUUAAAGGACCUCAUAUUGUAAGGAGGGAACACUUGAUAACAUACGAUUUCGUACAAAUAUUUAAAAAAUGCGACGACUUCGUCGCGUGCGACUCCUGCGGCGCGUCUAGGCCCGCGUUCACCUUUAUUUUAAUAUGCCAAGGAUAAUUAUGCGCCGAUUUACAAAAAAAAACUUAAACUUUUUAGGCGUUUUUUUUUCUUUUUUACGUAUUCAGUGAAUAAAUGUUGUACAUAAUCUAUAUGUAGAAUACGAUGGCAUUCACAGAAAACGAAAAAAAAAACCCUUAAGUCUUUUUUUUAGAUCUGGACCUGUGCGUUAGAGACUGACAGGCACAGCUCGCGCUCGUAGUACCUAUGGAGGUGAGCAGUCGCCUCAGAAAUCAAGGGGUUAAAGGCCACAGCAAAGUCAUUCAUCUAAAAAAUCAAUAUUGCUAUUUGUCAUUGUGCACUUACUUUUUUAUGCGCAAAUGUCAAAUUAGCGUCAAUAAGGGACUUUUUAGACCUCAAAAACAUAGAUGGUGUUAAAGAUUUUCCAUCGUUUAACCUUCUAAUUUCAUGGAUAACGUACAUAAUUGAGUCGUUCUUCUUUUUUAUCGACAAUGAUCUGUCCUUCGUUCUGCUAAUAUAGUUAUCUUAUUAUACUCAAAAUACAAGCAAAAUACUAAUCGGUUCCUCAAUUAGUCCUUAAAGUAGCUUGAUUGUUUUUCACAAAAUUCUGUGACAGAGUGGUAAAUUGAAAUGCUGUCUCCGAUGAAAAGGACCACUCUGUCACAAUAUUUUUUGGAAUGCGUCUACAAAGAAAAGUAUGUUACCAAGAUAAAGAGAACCACUAAAUAGUCCUCUACAGGCACAUCUUUAUAUGAUGUUUUAAAAUAUUUAAUGCCGUUAUAAUUUUAAAGAUGUUAAAUCCGAUAAAUUGAGAAAAUGUCUUUUUAUUGUCGAUAAAAAAGAAGAACGACCCAAUUAUGUAUAUUUUAUCUUUAUUUUUGGGUAUAAAUGAUGACCCUUUUUAUUACACUCGGUCACGAUUACACCUUCCAGCCCUUAUUAUUCUGAUCGAAAUAAAGAGAAGCAAUAUAGGUAGCAACAUAAUUCUAUACAUAAUGAAUAAAUAGCUUCCAUGUUGCCUAUUUAACCCCCCAGGUUAUUAACGUAUCACCUGGAUAGAUAGAACAUCUCCUUGAAAAGAACUUUCCGGCGCUGCCCAUCUUUUAGUGUCCUUACGUGGCUUGUUGAAAUAUUCCUCUUGGCUUAUUAUAAUUCGCUGGCCUGACUUGUGUUUCACUUCUAAGAGACGUUCGUAAUUCCGUAAUCAAGACUUAUGAAGAAUGAAACAUACUAGAAUACCCAAAUCCCGGGAUUUGAUUAGUAAAUUCCGGGAAUCUCGGCAUUUGGUAGGUAAAUCCCGGAAAGCCCCGAACUUGUGUACUAAAUCCCGGGAUUUUAUUUGUAGAUUCCGGGAAUUCCCGGUUUCUGUUUAGUAAAUUCCGGAAAGCCCCGGGCUUGUGUACUUAAUCCCCGGAUUUGAUUAGUAAAUUCCGGGAAUUGCCAGCAUUUGUUUAGUAAAUCCCGGAAAGCCGUGGUGUUGUGUAUUAAAUCACGGGAUAUUAUUAGUAAAUUUCGGGACUUCCCGGCAUUUGUUUUGUAAAUCCCGGAAAGACCUGGACUUGUGUACUACAUCCCGGGAUUUGAUUAGUAAAUCCCGGGAUUACCCGGAAUUUUGGGUACUGUAAAACUUACGUGUUUUAAAAGUGAUUUGGAAAUAAAAUAAAUGCAUUUUUAUUUUUUUCUGUCAAAUCUGAAUUUGUACUCUUAAUUAACUUUAAUUUUGCGACUCAGAUUUGUCGAGUGCCAGUAAUUGUGUUGUGUGUGAAGUGAAAACUUGACAAAGCACCUCAAUUCACCUCAUCCCGUACUUUGGAAAUGUCUGGAACUUGCUAGAAUUGUAAUGACGACCGGAAUUAUUCAUUGUUUCUUGUUUUGCUGUAUAAUCUUUUGCUGAUAUGCCGAUUGUACUAUUAAUGGGAAGUGAGAUACAAAAUGUGAUUAAACAGGUUAAUGAAAAAUGUAUUAGUGCAACGACCAUCUGCUUGUUAGACCAAAAUUGAUAGAAAUGUUUGUAAACAAAUUAUUGUACAGAACCUCUUGUACUUUAUUAACGUCGCCUUAUGGAGAUAACCAGGUAAGCGCCUUUUUGCAAAAUUAGAUUUUCAUGUGAUUUUCUUACAAUACAAUACAAAAACUUCAUUCAUCACCAGCCCAUUAACGUCCCCACUGCUGGGGCACGGGCGUUCCCUAUGGAUGGAUACAAAAACUUAAAAAUACAUUAUUAUCACAACAGGAAGUGAUUUUUCAUAAAGGCGCUUGCGUUGUUUCCUCUUUAAGUUGUCUUAAAUGUGUAGUUGAAUUUUUAAUUAUGAAGUUUAUUUUAAUGUAAGUAUAUAUACUUAUGUCUUUUGCUAGGUGCACUGCCAACAUUUGUAACUGUACUGCGUCUACACACAAAUAUAACAUAAACAGCCUAUAUAUUAUGUCCCGUUGCUGGUCACAGGCCUCCCCUCAAUCAACAGGAGGGGGUAUGGAGCAUACUCCACCACGCUGCUCCACUGCGGGUUGGUGGAGGCGUUUCGGCUAGUAGCCCGGGCUA
Messenger RNA from Pectinophora gossypiella (pink bollworm), 5238 nucleotides. RefSeq names its product FAST kinase domain-containing protein 4. The transcript is spliced from 11 exons. The coding region runs from base 104 to 1762 and encodes 552 amino acids. Gene Ontology annotation, biological process: regulation of mitochondrial mRNA stability. The record is from RefSeq and is a predicted model, not a curated record. Lineage: Eukaryota; Metazoa; Arthropoda; Insecta; Lepidoptera; Gelechiidae.